CAGGACAACUUCACAGACUCGAGUUCGAACCCUUCGGUCAUUCGUUUCUUUCCUACUCCGAUCACAAUACUCGAUAAGGGAAAAGGCACAUCCUGGUCCGAGGCUAAGAUAAAUCUUUCAACUAUAUCCUCCACUCGAAGCAUCUUCAUUUUUCAACGGUAAAAAUGUGCGACUAUACCCAGGUUGAAUUUCGUUGUGGUUAGUGGUGAUUUUUUCUUUGCUUGUAGGAAUUCUAUGUAUGUAUUGACGAACAUAGACUAACAAAGUUUCGAUUGCUUAAUAGGUCACGUUCGAUAUACGGUGCGGGCAUGGUGUAUCAAUUAUGAGACGACACAUCGCCGCUGUCCACCUAAUGUUGUGGCCGUAGAGUUUAGGUACGCAUUUCAGUUCUUGUGUCUUUCAACAAACAUCGUGUCCCAAUUUUCUCCGAAUCAUUUAUACUAAUUGUGGAUAUUUAUAGGUUGGGCGAAUCAGAAAUGUGUGGUUAGUAGAACCCCUCCUUCACUUCCUGGACGGAACUUCCUUCGAGUCCAGACCGUUGGGAUCGAACACGAAUUAAUAUGAUAUAUCUUCCACUUACUAACACCAUUCUAGGAGACUGUAAACAUGUGGGAGAGAUGCCAGAAUGGUACUCCAGAAUCACGAAGAAAACGGCUCGAAUUCAUGUAUGAUGAAUCAUUGACUCGCUCACAUUCGGACUUGGCCCUCAUCCACCUAUUAUGUAUGACGACGAAAACCGGGAACAACGAAAGAAUAAACAGAACAGAACAGAAAAGAACGAAAAUAAAAGGAAUAAUAUCGGAUUAAUUGGAACUGGGAGCGAAAGGGGCGAAGAAUUUUCUGGAUUAUUUACUGACCCGGCAUACUUCUUACCCUUACAUAUGUUUGUAUAGUAUGUUGGACACAAAGGUCUCUAGCGCAUGGUUUAUUGGGAAAUGCAAAGAAUAACAAUGAUAUGGAGCAAAGGGAAUGGAAGGCAUAGGAAAUGGAAAUCGGGUAUGGAGUAGGAAAUCUUUUAUACAUUACAUAUCCAGCAACGGACGGGAAAUUGGGAAAUCAUUAGGAAAGGCAGAGCAGGCAAGGAAAUUGGAAGGCGUUCUAUCAAAUGAAUGGUGCAAUGCAUGUUGGAAAGGAAGGAACUUCUUACAGGGAAAUCACUCGCAGGAUUAGGGAGUUUUCAUUUAUUUUUUGUGUUUCUUUUCUUUCGACAGAUAUGAAAGGUUUAUUGUUGGGAUGAUAAUGGAUCAUGGAGAAUGAGAUGUAUGUAUUCCGCAUACAAACAUUUUAAACAAAACAAA
Molecule: messenger RNA, 1298 nt
Organism: Sclerotinia trifoliorum
Lineage: Eukaryota; Fungi; Ascomycota; Leotiomycetes; Helotiales; Sclerotiniaceae
Source: the annotation of a GenBank genome assembly